AUUACUGCCUGUUCUGGCGCUGGCCACCUACAACUGAACCUUUUAAUUUCCGUUUAUGGCCGUAUGUCCUGGGCGUUGCAAAACGGAGCGGGUGGCCUUAGUGACCUGGAAAUCGAGGGAAGGGAAGGGAAAGGGAGGGGGAAAGAAAGCGCUCACAGUACGGUGGCCACGAGGGAACAAGAAGAAAAUGGCGGCCGCCUUAGCAUCGGCGGCCCAAAGAGUCUGCAGCCCCUGGAUCUGGAGAACCGCGUGGAGAGGCUGUGCCUUCAUUCCAUCUCAUGGAGCCCAUUGCCAGUACACGACAUUGGCAAAUGCUUUACAGAAACAUUGCUAUGUUUCUGCACCUCCCAGCGUCACAGUGCAACAGUACAGACAAAGCAGCUUUUUCGGCAAAUUGACAGCUGAUGAAAUCUGGAAAGCAGUUGUGGCACAGUCUAGUUCAAGUAAAAACAGAGCAAGAGGCAAAAGGACCAAGAAGAAGAUAAAACUGAAUCUCAAUAGAGGCCAGAUGAUCGGUGAAGGAAGAUCUGGGAUCCUUUGGCCCGGCCUCAGCGCCCCCAUCUUAAACCAGAGAAGCACGCUGGGGAUUCAACGACGAGAAAAAGAAGAGCAAGGGAAACUAAUGUCGGAAAGGCUGAUAAAGCGGGAGGAAUGGGAGAAGAAAAUGAGACGGAAGGUGAAGAAAGAGAGAGGCUUUACUGGAGCCUCCUGGAACGGUAUCAGUCUGGGACACCCUGAUCCAAGCCCUGAUGGAGAAACAUAUGAAGAUUUUGACUCCACGCUGAUUGAGCUGAAAACGGUAUCUACCAUGACAGCCAAGGAAGGAAGAAGAAGGUCCUUUAGUGCCCUGGUGGUGGUUGGGAAUAAAAAAGGGGCUGCUGGUUUUGCACUGGGGAAGGCCAAUGUAAAGCAGAAUGCAUUGAGAAAGGCAAAGAACAAAGCCAUUCAUAAUUUACACUAUAUUGAAAGAUACAAUAAUCACACAAUUUAUCAUGAUAUUUCAAGCACUUUUCACCAAACAACCAUCCGGAUGAAGAAGCAAAGCAAGGGAUAUGGCCUUCACUGUCACCGAGCUAUCAUUGCCAUGUGCAAACUGAUUGGUAUUGAAGAUAUGUAUGCCAAGCUUUAUGGAUCCAACAAUCCACUGAAUCUUACUAAGGCUUUCUUCAAAGGCUUAGCAAAUCAGAAAACUCACCAGAAGCUGGCAGAUGAGAAGAGUCUCUACGUAGUAGAAUUUCGGGACGAAUGUGGCCCACUGCCCAUCGUUGUUGCAAAGCCCCAAGGGCCGGUGAGGGAAGAUCCUGAGCCUGAGGAUGAAGUUUCUGAUAUCAUACCAGAGUGGAGAGAAGUGAAGGCUGCCCAGGGAGCAAAGAGUCGCUGGGCAAAUCUCAAAAGAACAAUUUGGUGAAGACGGCUGAAUGUUUUCGCUGUGCGGCCUCUCAACGGCUGCUGCUGCAGCAACUUAGUAGCCGAAAAGAACUUGGUCAUGCCUUUCCCAUUUCCCAUCAUUUUGAACGCAAAUGGUGGGUGUGCCUAUGGACGAGAGGGAGAACUUUUGUCUUGCGGGUCAGGAAAGCAGGUAUGGUGAAGCUAUCAAAUAACACACUUCGAAAUAAAGUUGUAAUCAAAUGCCA
Pogona vitticeps (central bearded dragon) is the source of this 1634-nucleotide messenger RNA. It is a transcript of the gene MRPS5, whose product is annotated as mitochondrial ribosomal protein S5. NCBI's taxonomy places the organism in Eukaryota, Metazoa, Chordata, Lepidosauria, Squamata, Agamidae. Gene Ontology annotation, cellular component: ribosome. Gene Ontology annotation, biological process: translation. The record is from RefSeq and is a predicted model, not a curated record. Gene Ontology annotation, molecular function: RNA binding; structural constituent of ribosome.